Salvia hispanica is the source of this 702-nucleotide messenger RNA. RefSeq names its product tobamovirus multiplication 2B (gene TOM2B). The record is from RefSeq and is a predicted model, not a curated record. Lineage: Eukaryota; Viridiplantae; Streptophyta; Magnoliopsida; Lamiales; Lamiaceae.
UUCAAAUAACACAGAACGGUCUCACCGUCAAAUACAAUUCCUUCCACCACACCCUCAUCUCCGAUGGCUGCGACCGGCGGCGGCGGCGGCAGGAGAGAAGGAUCACCCAAAAUUGUGGCUGAUCAAAUCUCGCAGUCUGUACAGUCCACCUCCAAUCUUCUUCAUCUCAUGCUCCAGUCCUCCCCCUCUCGCGCUCAACUGAUGAAGCUCCCAAGAAAUCUUCUGUCUAUGACCUCCACCAUAAAAAACACAGAGUCAGUAUUGGAGCAGAUGCCUCAAGUUGUUUCAUCUCUGGACACACAUGUUGAAAGAGGAUUGCAAUGUCUGCCUCAUCUUGAUACUGUAGUUCAGUUACUUUCCCAUAUGCAAAGCAGCCAGCUUAAGCCUUUGUCCAGAGCUGACCUUGUUCAACAGCAGGACCUUAAACUUUCGGAGCAAGAUUCAAGGGUGACCUAGACCUACUUGAUAUUUGCAAGGCAUUUGUCGACACUGAUGCCUCGCACUAUAACUCAAACACCUUUUGUGCAUUCCCCUAAACCUCACCGCCAUCAGGAGGAGCGAGCAGGAUCUGGUCCUAUGGCCAAGUGCUCAUUUUUAGGCAGGAUUCUACAAAUUUAAAUGUUCUUAGUUCAUCUUGAAUCAAGAUUGUUACAAUUGUAUCGACGAUUUAUUCAAUAAUAUAUUAUUUUUUUUUGUUUUGAA